Molecule: messenger RNA, 2269 nt
Organism: Lingula anatina
Lineage: Eukaryota; Metazoa; Brachiopoda; Lingulata; Lingulida; Lingulidae
Product: fatty acyl-CoA hydrolase precursor, medium chain-like
Source: RefSeq, a predicted model, not a curated record
UGUCCUUUAUUUGAUAUAUGCUGGUUGUACACGUAGGCCCUAUCUUGUACAGUGGGGUCUAUUCGCUAGCUCUUCAUCUUUGUGACCUAUUUGUUAUCAGUCAAACAUAGGCCUAUGUUUUUCCCGUGCAGAAUACCAACAGGCGUCAAAAUUCACUAAAAUAUAGUAUAGGGAUCCGAUCGAAAGUAGGCGUAUUAUACAGGUAAACAAUAUGCGACCAUUGAUACGUUUCAUGUUGCUCUUUACAAUUCACGCUGUUGUUGAUUCUGAGGAUGUGUCUGUGACAACAGCAAACGGCGACCUUGUUGGCCUCGUCGCGGAUACCAUACUGGGGCGCGUGGUGCAGUUCCUCGGCGUUCCCUACGCCAAGCCACCAAUCGGUAAACUGCGUUGGAAGCCACCAGAACCUCCUGAUAACUGGCGUGGGCCGAGGGCUGCACGUUCUUUCUCCCCGUGCUGCCCUCAUAGCUAUAAAACCCAGGUUGAGCAUUUUUACACAGAGGAAUUUGUGCGGGCCCGUAUAAGAGACCAGACUAUGAGCGAGGACUGUCUCUACCUUAACAUGUACGUCCCGAGAGCAGUGGUACCAGAUCGAGAACGUCUAUUACCGGUAUUUGUCUAUAUACACGGCGGGAAAUACGAGUGGGGAUCUGGGGUCGAGUUCAAUGGGACCUUUCUGGCACUACAAGGUAACAUGAUUGUCAUCACAUUUAACUAUCGCCUCAAUAUAUUUGGAUUUCUGUCUAAUGGUGAACCAGACCUCGCGGGGAAUUAUGGUGUGUUUGACACGGUCCGGCUCCUUGAAUGGAUCCAAACAAACAUCCGGGCAUUUGGAGGAGACCCCACCCUCGUGACUGUUAGCGGCGAGUCAGCAGGUGGAGUAAUUGUCGACUUGUUGCUGACAGCGUGUCCGCAGGUGCGUACUCGUGGACUGGUAAGGAGAGGAAUUGCUCUAGGUGGGGUAUAUCAUCUGAGGCGUCACAGGGCGCUGAUUGAACAACGUACAAUUAACAACAGCAGAGCGAUCGCAGCUCUUUUAAAUUGCACGUCAGCACACGGGGAAAUAAUUGUGCGCUGUCUUCGCAAGAAGUCAACAGACGAACUACUUUCAGCUUUUCUGCAUUACCAGAGAGAUCCAGUGUUUGCGCCAAAUUUACUUCUUCCCAUUCCUGAUGGGAAUGUGAUCGACAGAUCACUUGAAUACCCCGGACCAGGAGCCCAUGGAAAGGACUACAUGAUUUCUGUCUGCAACUUCGACAGCGGGGCCUGGUUUGGGAUUGGAGGAACGGGUCCAGAAAUCAACACGACGGCUGCCAUAUCUUUUACCAAAGGAUUGAUACAAAUGCUUUAUCCGGGUGCUAAUGAUUUUAUGACCGACGCCGUAAUAUUUGAAUAUACGUCUCCCAACCUUCGAAAAGCGCAUCAAAGCUGGCUAGAAUUAUGGCAAGAUGCUUUUUUUCUUGCCCCCGGAUGGGAGCAUGCUUUACUUUGGCCAAAAAAUGCUAACGUCUACUUUCUUAACUUUGCACAUAAACCGUCUUUUUCAAAAUGGCCGUCAGUGAUUAAUGGCGCCAACCACAUGGAGGAGUUGUAUUUUAUGUUUGGGGAUGUAUUGGAUGCAGCGCUGUUCCCAUCGCGGCCAACCGACGAAGAAGUGGAUUUGAGUAUACAAUUUAUGACAGCCGUUGGGAACUUUGCAUGGACUGGCAAUCCCAAUCCAAUUUCUACCUCGGCUCCACCAGUUCCAACGUGGCCUCGGUUUGAUUCAACAGACAAACUGUACUUGGAUUGGACUGUAGGGUUGACGUCAUCUAACGUGAAACGAGACUUGAAAGCGAGGCGCAUGGAGUUUUGGAAUACACUUCUCCCAAAAUUCCUAACUAACAAAGGCUGGAGAGCCUGGAGUGACUGGAAACCAUGCCGGCAACCCUCCAUUGGCACUGGCACUGGCAGUAGGUACAUGUAUUAUAGUUGUCGUAGAAGGCUUUGCGACAAUCCUCUUCCAGAUUCUGCCGGUCAGGAGUGUACUGGGGAAGAAAUUGAAUGUGUUGAGUGCAGCUACGUGGAUCUUGUGUGCAACAUAUUCGAGUCAUUGGGUGUUUGUAACUGCGGGAUAUACUCUGACCAUGAAUACAGAACGAUGCACGCAGUCCCUUGAUUAAAUGCAGCCUGUAAUUGUUGGUCACCGAAGGAUUGUCAUUGACUUCCAAGUUUUAUGAGAUAAGCCAAUUAUUUUAUAUAAAAGGGGAGAAGGCAAGGUGUAAUGUUA